UGCUUUUGUUUUUCCUUGGGAAAAAAGUCGAGGAACAAUGUUUGGAAACAUUUUUUUCCCACAGCGCUUUAUAUCAACAUCAAGCGCAAACCCGCGAUAUAAUAUAGGACAUGGAUCCCUUUUAGACAACUAAACGAUAUUUUAUCGGCCUGAAGCUUGUUUGACGCUCGUUUGGGAAAUCUCAGAGCUGCAGAGAUUGCGAGGCGGAAGACGGGAAUUGCGAAAGGACGGACCAAGCGAUGGAUCCGAGCUUCUUCGGAUUGAUUUUAUGCACUCGUUGCAAGGGGGGUUCCUUUGUUUUGGAUCAACAUAAAAGCGAAAACAUGUUUUAAACCCCACAUUUGUUCCUCUGCGUAAUUAAUGACAUAUUUUGGACUAAUAAUUCGCCUUCAAGAAAUUCAAAAUGGCGGCGGGCUGGCCCAUCCCCCAGGCCUUGCUUCUGCUAAUAGUGAAUGUCGUGGGUCUGGACACAUGCCCAUCUCCCUGUGUGUGCUCCAGCGGUCCAGGUGCACAUCAGCUGCUGGACUGUAGUAGAAAAGGACGGAUUGGUGGACUUUUGGAUGCUCCAACGUGGAUCACCCAUGCGUCUAUGAAUCAAAAUGAACUUACAUCUGUGCCUUUCUUGGGAGAUGCCUCAUCCAACAUCACUGUUCUAUCUCUUGUUCAGAACCGAAUCUCAGAGGUUGUGGCGGAGCAGCUGUUGCCAUAUUCAUCUCUAGAAAGUCUGGAUUUAAGCUCUAACUCUAUAACUGAUCUUAAAGCAGGAUCCUUCCCUCCCAUGCAGCUGAAACAUCUCAACCUGAGCAAAAACAAGAUAAGUUCCCUGGAGCCCGGCUGUUUUGGAAACAUCAGCUCUCUGCUGGUGUUGAAGAUCAACCAGAACAGACUCUCUGUGCUUCCUGAUAAAGUCUUCACCCUCUCUCAGCUCCAAGUCUUGGAGUUAAGGCGCAACAGGAUCCGUGUGGUUGAAAGCCUCAUUUUUAAAGAACUGAAGGCUCUUAAAUCACUGAAGAUGCAGCGGAACGGCAUCACUAAGAUGAUGGAUGGAGCUCUGUUUGGUCUGGACAACAUGGAGGAGCUGGAGUUGGAGUAUAACAAUCUUACAGAACUGAAUAAGGGCUGGCUGUAUGGACUACACAUGCUCCGCAUUUUGCGGGUCAAUCAGAACAACAUCGGACUCAUCCGAGCUGACGCCUGGGAGUUUUGCCACCGCCUGGAAGAGCUGGAUUUGUCCUUUAACCAUCUGAGUCGUCUGGAGGAUUGGGUGUUUACGGGUCUCAGUCUCAUGCAAACUCUUAACCUGGGUAACAAUCAGAUCACACAUCUGGGAGUAGGAGUGUUCAGCAGCCUGGCUAAUGUCCGCACAUUAGACAUCCGUAAUAAUGAGAUAUCUCUUGCCAUUGAAGACUCCGUUGCCAUGUUUGGCGGUUUGAAGAGGCUGAACUCGCUGGUUUUGCAGAAUAAUAAGAUCAGGACCAUCACUAAAAGAGCGUUUGAAGGCCCGAUGGAACUGGAACAUUUGGACCUGAGCAGAAAUAGGAUUAUUUCCGUUCAUCCGGAUGCGUUCUCGCAUUUAAAACUCAAAACGCUAGAUUUGAACACCAGCAGUCUUCUGUGUGACUGUCAGCUGCAGUGGUUGGGCAAGUGGUUAAUGAACCGUUUCCAGCAAUCCUGCAUCGUUGUUUGCGCUCAUCCCGCCUCCCUGGCAGGUUCUAGUGUGAUUGUGAUUAAACCGGAGGAGUUCAUCUGCAAUGACUUCCCCAAACCUCAGAUCAACGCUCACCCCAAAACCACUGUAGCCUUGCGAGGGACCAACGUCACGUUAAAUUGUUCUGCGCUCAGCAGCAGCGAUUCACCCAUGAGCACCGCCUGGCGGAAAGACAGAGAGGUGCUUCAUGACGCUCAGGUGCAGAACUACGCCCGGUACCAGGACCAGCGCCUGCUGUACACCACUUUACUACAUCUGCUUAAUGUCAACUUCACCGAUGAAGGCCAGUAUCAGUGUGUGGUCUCCAACCAGUUUGGCUCCAACUACUCAACUCUGGCCAAGCUCACUGUCAAUGAGCUCCCUACCUUUUUGAAGACACCCAUGGACCUGACAAUCCGCACUGGAACGGUUGCUAGGUUGGAGUGUGCUGCAGAGGGACACCCGACGCCCCAGAUCGCCUGGCAAAAAGACGGGGGUAUUAAUUUCCCUGCUGCCCGCGAAAGAAGGAUGCAUGUCAUGCCAGACGAUGACACGUUUUUCAUCGCCAACGUGAAGAGUGAAGAUAUGGGCGUGUACAGCUGUACGGCUAAAAACGAGGCUGGCAGCCUGUCGGCCAACGCCAGUCUUACGGUGUUGGAAACACCAUCCUUUCAGCGCCCUCUAGAGGAUCGUACUGUCGCACGAGGCGAGACUGCCGUCCUCCAGUGCAUAGCUCGCGGUAGCCCCGCCCCACGCCUUAACUGGACCAAAGACGACGCCCUGUUGGUGUUGACGGAACGCCACUUCUUUGCAGCGGCCAAUCAGCUUCUCAUUAUUGUAGACACCGGACCAGCCGACGCCGGGAAAUACACGUGCAUCAUGUCCAACACGCUCGGCACUGAACGCGGCCACAUCUACCUUGCCGUCUCCCCCUCGGCCAACUGCGACCCGGUGGCAAGCGUGUACGGGCAGGACGGCUGGACGACGGUGGGCAUCGUUGUAAUGGUGGUUGUUUGCUGUGUGGUGGGCACCUCACUCGUGUGGGUCAUAGUCAUCUACCACAUGAGACGCAAGAGCGAAGAUUACAGCAUAAGUAAUACAGAUGAGAUGAACCUGCCAGCAGACAUUCCCAGUUACCUGUCCUCUCAGGGUACACUGUCUGAGCCUCAGGAGGGCUACAGCAAUUCUGAAAACGGAAGCCACCAGCAACUCAUGCCAUCUCAUGCCAACGGAUACGUCCACAAAGGCACAGAGGGUGUGUGUUAUGGCGAACCAGGCAGGGAUGUUGAUCCGGAAACAAAUGGAAUGCUGGGUAAUCGCAUGGGAUCGUUCUUCGCCGGCCGUAGCAGCUUCCACAGAAGCGAACCCAGAGAGGGACCGGCAAAUGUACCCAACGGUGGAAUGGGUCCUCUGGUCAUCUGCUCAGACUGCUAUGACAACGCCAACAUCUACUCUCGCACCCGAGAUUACUGCCCGUACGCGUACCUGGCCGAGGAUGAACCUCUGGUGGCUCAGAUCCCUCUAGACGGACAUCUGAACGGCCUUCAAGAAUCGGAUCCACACACCGAACACGCAGACGCACCGCUGGAUGAUUUAAUAAAUCAGCAAAACACCUCAGGGUUCCUCACCAGUCACGAACCGAGACAGCAGGCUUCACAACUGUAUAGCGCUGAUGUGCCAGGCAGGUCAUUUUGGGAUGGUGAAGAACCCCACUCCUCCAUCCUCACCCAGGGGUCAGUGACUGUACACGAUCCCCCGAUGGCUCUCUCUGCCGGAGACGACCGAGAGGAGAGGAGGGGGGCAUUGGAGGAAGACUCAUACAGGACUAAGCCACAGGAAAACACCUCUGCGCCCCCAUAAACACAGUCAGCCCCGCCCUCGACUUCCAGUGCCCUCAGCCCACUACCUCCACAGAGAAGCCUCAUUGUCUGCCAAAUAAAACUCCUCACUCGUAGUGGUUUACCUCUCAUGCCCCCCACUUUACCAUGUUCGUUUGUAGCCCACUGGGAUUAUUGGAUUUUGAGGAGGACUCUCCAAAACAAGAUCAGAAUUAUUGCUUUCCCUAUUUUCUCUACAACCGGUUUCGAGCCGUGACUCUGAAUGUAACAUUUCCAAGAGCUCCAGUAGCUCUGCUGUAAGUCGUGACGUACGAGUUGGCCGUGGUAUACUGUCUCCGCCUAAUUCAAAGCAUUGAGCCUUUUGCAUAUGCCAAAGCUUGACCCCUAACUUCCUCCACAGAGUCGUACGAAUGUUGACUGUGAAAAUAGUGAAGCUAUAUUGGUAAGAACCGGACAACCUGCCUGAAACAGGGCAGUGAUGUUCUCAGAGUGACGUCAGAGGGUGUCACCUAUUUCUCAUUCCUGUUUGGUACAGGAAACGGUACCGACUGAUGACAAUUAUUGUGCUAACGGAGUUGACCGCUCGGUUGGUUAUUACUGUUAUUGUCGAUGUUGCUGUUUUUUUUCGUGCAUUUUACGUGUUAUGCUUUUCGCAGUUUCAAAAGUAUUCCAGAUGAUUCCUUUCCUCUUUUUUUUAGUCUGGCACUAUAUUAGAUCGUCAGGAAGACAAGCUAUAUUGCACAUUUGACAAUCUGCCCAGGACAGCCUUAUAUGAACUGUAAUAUGCCAAGUUCUUUUUAUUCUUCCCCCAUUAAGAUAGCUUCUUGUUGUAUUUUUUUGUCCUUAAUGGACAAAUGUUAGAAGGGUUAUCAUUGUAACUUGUCUAACCCUGCUAUGUGUGGUUUAGUUAAACAGAAUUGCAGUCAGACAUGGCACCGUUCAGACUGCUUGAGGUGGACUGUUUUUUCAUUUGGUGCCCAGAAAUUCACACAUGACCUUACAGUGUGUCUGUAGGCCGUUAAACGUGUGUAUUACUACAAAUACAUGACUACAGGUCAGACUAAAUCCUCAUCUGUCAAUAUAUGCUGGAUACGCGGCUCAACUCAUUUUGAAUUCUUGGCAAAAUGUAAAAUUCCGAAAAUCUUUUCAAUUGUGACUGUAUUAGGCACGUUCGUGCUUAGCAUUCUUAUUUUGUACUGUAUUGGCCUUAAAGCGAAGCUGGAUUUUGACCUUCUUCUCAUGAAGCAGUAUCUUAUGAGGGGUGUCAAGGUCAACUCCUCUACUGUCUUGUUCCCUCUGUGUCUUCAAGAAAAUGGUUUCAGCCUGAAUUUCAUAGGCAGCCUAAUGCCACGUUUAAUGGUCUAGAACAAAUUGAAGUGAGCUUAAGAUAAGUUAGAUAAGGUAAUUGAGCUAGCGAUCCAAUGGAGUGUUUAAUAACCACAGGGCUUAUAUCUCGGUAUAGAUUUUCAUGGGAAAAUGCAUUGAUUAAUUAAUUAAUUUAUAUCUAAACAUCACUUCAUUGGACGUUUUUGUUCUUUUAAACGGCCGCCAGUAGCUUGCACUGGAUUGUGGGAUGUGGGACACUUUCUAGGUUUGUUUCAACCAGUGGUUGGUUCUGUCCAAAUUUGACCCAGCGUUUUUAGAGUAACGGAUGUUUCGCAAACAUUUCAUGCUUUGUUAUUACUAAGGCCUUGAUGCUUUUUAACCUUUGGAUACCAUCUGAGGGUUUUAGGUUGCGGACGCAAAGCCAGUUCACAUUAUUGCUUGUUGGCCCCGCAUCAUCAAUCGCUGCUUCAACGUCUGAAUUAUCCUUUAUUCAUUAUGCACUUUUUGAACCUACAAAAGCUGAAUUUGGUAAAUAUGACAGAUAAAUGUGUUCACUGUUCUCAAUUUUUUAAGAAAAUAUUUCUUCUCCAGUUACUUUCAAACAUUCUCCAGCUGUGAUAAAGACCCAUGCAUUUGCAGAUUUCGUUGGUUGCGUUUUGCACAUUUUCUUGCCUCGCAGUCAUACAAUUAUAAUAAUCAGGAGUCUAGACCUUAAAGGGUAGUUCACCCAAACAUGAAAAUUCUGUCAUCAUUUACUCACCCUCAUGUUAUUUCAUACCUUUAUAAAUUACUUUGUUCUGAUGAACACAGAGAAAGAUAUGUGGAAGAAUGUAAGCGAUUAUCAGUUCUGGAAUAUCAUUGACUACCAUCGUAGAAAAAAAUAAAUGGUGGUCAAAGGUUCCGCAAAACUGUUUGUGUUCCUAAAUUCUUCCAAAUAUCAAAUUUUGUGUUAAACAAAACCAAAAAUAACCAAAACAUAUUUUUCUACUGUGGUAGUAGACGUCACGGAACUAAAACUAGCUAACAUCUUCCAAAUUUCUUUGUUUGUGUUCAACAGAACAAAGAAAUGUAUACAGAUUUGAAACGACCUGAGGGUGAACUAUCCCUUUAAUGCCAAAUGAUGAAACUGACGAUGCCGAGUCAAUUUCACUGUCUCAUUACUGGCUUCCCUCGACUUUAAAGAUCUCUAAACAUGGUCGUAAAUUACCGUUAAUGCUCAUUUUGCCUAUAACAAGCAUCUCUUUUUUGUUCAGUUCUGCUCUCAGGGGAUCCAUUUAUUCUGAAUAAUACCGGGCCGUAUUUAGAAAUGAACCGUUUAUCACUUCACCAUCUGUAAUGUCUGUGAAUUACAAUUCCGGUACGUUUUAGACCAAAGAACAAGCCAUGUGUAUCAAACGCUCCACCGUUCGCCAACGUGUCCUGAAACCAAAGUUCAGUGUCAUUGUUUUGAUAUUUAAAUGCUGCUUUUGAUUUAUUUCGUUCAAUAUUUUUGCGUCAUGUGUAUUUUUUUGUAUGUACCUGUACAUUCUGUAAAGCAUGUAUAAAGAAUAUUAUGUUUCCAAAAAUGCCAACAUUUAGCUGACAUUUAAACAAUAAAAUGAUAAUUUAGAUG
Messenger RNA from Triplophysa dalaica, 6463 nucleotides. RefSeq names its product leucine-rich repeats and immunoglobulin-like domains 2 (gene lrig2). The record is from RefSeq and is a predicted model, not a curated record. The transcript is spliced from 18 exons. Lineage: Eukaryota; Metazoa; Chordata; Actinopteri; Cypriniformes; Nemacheilidae. Gene Ontology annotation, molecular function: protein binding. Bases 404 to 3547 code for a protein of 1047 amino acids.